GCUCGCUUUACAAAUGCGUACUCUGGCAAUGGCUGCGUGUUGUGUUGUUUCGAUUCGAUGAGAAUUUGGCUUUCCUACGGAUUUAUUAUACAGUAAACAUACGUAAUUGUUCAUGACUUAGCUAUUUAAAAAGACUUCAAAAUGAGUUUCACAAGUGACGAGGUGAAUUUCCUGGUCUACCGCUACUUACAGGAAUCAGGCUUCCACCACUCGGCGUAUACAUUUGGGAUGGAAUCUCACAUUUCUCAGAGCAAUAUCAAUGGUGCACUUGUGCCACCCGCGGCAUUGCUGAAGAUUAUUCAGAAAGGCGUCGAGUACACAAAUGCCGAGAUCUCAGUAGGAGAAGAUGGUACAGAGACUCGACUCACAGAAAGCCUGAGUCUGAUAGAUGCAGUCACUCCAGACAUAGUGGCAGCAAGGCAGAAUGCACACAAUGCCCAGAAGCAAGCCAUAAAGACAGACCCUGGUUCAGGUGGCGAGCAGAAUGGGGUUGAUGCCACUGCAUGUAGCACAGCCAGCACAGCGGGAGGGUCAGCCACUCCCAGUGCAGCUGAGAGCAUGGAUGUGGACCAGUCCAUAGAGAUCCCAGCCAGCAAAGCCACAGUCCUCCGAGGGCAUGAGUCUGAGGUGUUCAUCUGUGCCUGGAACCCCAGCACAGAUCUGUUAGCCAGUGGCUCCGGGGAUAGUACUGCCAGGAUAUGGGAUAUGUCGGACAACCCAGCCACCACUCCCAAUCAGCUGGUGCUCAGACAUUGCAUCCAGAAGGGAGGAGCUGAAGUGCCCAGUAACAAGGAUGUUACUUCUUUGGACUGGAAUUGUGAUGGCAACCUGUUGGCUACUGGAUCAUACGACGGUUAUGCUCGAAUCUGGACUACAGAUGGCACACUGGCUUCCACACUGGGCCAGCACAAAGGGCCCAUAUUCGCGUUGAAGUGGAACAAACGGGGAAACUAUAUACUCAGUGCAGGGGUGGACAAAACUACCAUCAUCUGGGAUGCCGCGUCAGGGCUGUGUACCCAACAGUUUUCGUUCCAUUCUGCACCAGCCCUGGACGUGGACUGGCAGACCAACACCUCCUUCGCGUCGUGCUCCACGGACCAGUGCAUCCAUGUGUGCAGGCUCCAUGUCGACAAACCUAUCAAGAGCUUCCAGGGGCACACUAAUGAAGUGAAUGCUAUCAAAUGGGAUCCACAAGGGCAACUCCUAGCCUCAUGCUCUGAUGACAUGACCCUCAAGAUAUGGUCUAUGAAGCAAGACACGUGCGUCCAUGACCUCCAGGCUCACUCUAAGGAGAUCUACACCAUCAAGUGGUCGCCGACGGGGCCGGGGACACAGAACCCCAACAUGAACCUGAUACUGGCGAGUGCGUCAUUCGACUCCACCGUACGUCUAUGGGAUGUGGACCGCGGCGUGUGCAUCCACACACUGACGAAACACACUGAGCCUGUGUACAGUGUUGCAUUCUCACCUGAUGGCAAGUUCUUGGCGAGUGGGUCGUUUGACAAGUGUGUGCACAUUUGGUCGACGCAGACGGGCAGCCUGGUGCACUCAUACAAGGGCACGGGCGGCAUCUUCGAGGUGUGCUGGAACUCCCGCGGCACCAAGGUGGGCGCCAGUGCCAGUGACGGCAGUGUCUUUGUUUUAGAUCUUCGCAAACUCUGAGGUUAAAUUUAAUGGAGCCAUCAAGAUUGGGCUUUCAAAGCCAGUGGAAGGAAUGAUAGCUCCAUUUUCCUCUUUGAGGGACAGUUUGUAAAUAAUUCUGAGUAUUAAGAUUUGUGAGGUUGAGCCAGGCAAGUGCAAACAUAGCCAUUAAAGAUAGGUAUUACUAUAAACAGAUUCCCUAAGAACCAUCAGUAAAAUACUUAAUUUGAGGGUGAAGGUGACUUUUUGUUAGUGGCUGCAGUUAAAAAGACAGUUGUGAUUGAUUAAAGAUUACUUCUUUGUUGAAUAGACUGUAAAGAUUUUUGUAUGCUAAUUAGUUCUGCAGCCCUGUCUGCUAUUUCCCAAUUUGUUUCCAAUCAAACAGUGAGACUUCCAUUAUUCACUUGCGUUUCUGUGUCUGUAUUGUAUUUGUAUGCAUUUUUCAAUGUAAGUAUGCAGUUAUAUUAUUAUGUUCUAAUUCUAAUUGAAGAUAAGAUUUAAGUAUGAAGAAGGUAAUAAAAGUAUGUAACUUC
This is a messenger RNA of Plutella xylostella (diamondback moth), 2174 nucleotides long. RefSeq names its product transducin beta like ebi (gene ebi). NCBI's taxonomy places the organism in Eukaryota, Metazoa, Arthropoda, Insecta, Lepidoptera, Plutellidae. Gene Ontology annotation, cellular component: histone deacetylase complex. Gene Ontology annotation, biological process: regulation of transcription by RNA polymerase II. Gene Ontology annotation, molecular function: protein binding; transcription corepressor activity. The record is from RefSeq and is a predicted model, not a curated record.